AUUUUAUUAAAUAAAAUAUGUCAAAAAAAUGUUAAAACUGAUAAAAUCAAUGACUUGCCACUGCAAGACAUGACACUCCACUCAUUUGCCACACGUUGACUGAAUUAUUUUUUAUUGGUUGAAAUGUACCACAUUAACGUGUCGCAUUUCAUUUUUAUACUUGUCAUAUUGUUGAUGCUCUUUAAAUAAGUAAAAUUGAAGUCUCAAAAAGAGUUGACGGUAGGGUUUAUGCGUGGGGAAGGUAAAUCUUGACUUUUAUCUUCUCCCUCCAAACUCAAAUUUCACAGAGCUAGAGCGACCAAAUAAAGCUUCAUUGUUUUAAAUCUGUGAAUUCGGAGCCGAGAUUGAAUGAAUGGCUCUGUUGAGAGCUUCUUCUUCAUCUUCAAUGCUCAGAAAAUCCAUUCUACUCAUGGCCAAUCGCUGUUUUCUCACUCAAUGUCACGCUAGCGCCCCGUUUCUCUCUUCCUCUUCGUCUACAUCUCCUCCAUCACUUCUACUAACCAAAUUCAGGAGAAAUGGUAGCUUGAGACGGCAUCUGAAUAGGAAUUUACUUAGUUGUGUUCGAUGGACUAAAUCAUUUAUGUCAUCAAGACUUGUUAUGGAAGCUCUUCAAGAAAGAAGUGCUUCAAAUGACUAUGGGUCUGAACAGAUUCAGGUGUUGCAAGGUUUAGAUCCCGUACGAAAAAGGCCUGGAAUGUAUAUCGGCAGCACUGGAACUUGUGGCUUGCAUCAUCUGGUAUAUGAAAUAUUGGAUAAUGCUGUAGACGAAGCUCAAGCAGGCUGUGCUUCAAGAAUAGAAGUCGUCCUGCAUCUCGACAAUUCAGUGAGCAUCACUGACAACGGUCGCGGGAUUCCAACUGACUUGCAUCCAACGACCAAAAAAUCUGCUCUGGAGACUGUUUUGACGGUUCUGCAUGCAGGUGGCAAGUUUGGAGGCACAAGUAGUGGGUAUACUGUCUCAGGUGGAUUGCAUGGUGUAGGCCUUUCUGUUGUUAACGCACUGUCGGAGGAGUUAGAGGUAGUUGUCUGGCGUGAUGGUAUGGAACACAAACAGAAGUAUUCCCGUGGGAAGCCUACAACAGAUUUGAUUUUUCAUGAGUUAUCAGUUGAGCAGAAAGAACGUCGAGGGACAUCCAUACGAUUUUGGCCUGAUAAAGAAGUGUUCACAACUGAAAUAGAGUUUGACUACAAUACUCUGGCUGGACGAAUUAGGGAGCUUGCAUUUCUUAACCCUGAGCUAACUAUUGCCCUAAAGAAAGAGGAUAUAGACACAGAAAAGAACCAAUGCAAUGAGUACUAUUAUGCUGGAGGUUUGGUUGAGUACGUGAAAUGGUUGAAUGCAGAUAAGAAACCUUUGCACGAUGUGGUGGCCUUCAGAAGAGAAGUAGAUGGCAUAUUGAUUGAUGCAGCUCUUCAGUGGUGUUCAGAUGCCUACUCAGAUACAAUGCUUGGAUAUGCUAAUAGCAUACGAACAAUCGAUGGUGGCACUCACAUUGAUGGUCUAAAAGCCUCAUUAACAAGAACACUCAACAGCCUUGCGAAAAAGUCAAAGACAUAUAAAGAAAAGGAUAUUAGCUUAAGUGGUGAGCAUGUGAGAGAGGGAUUGACUUGUGUGAUUUCAGUCAAAGUAUCAAAUCCUGAAUUUGAAGGACAGACUAAGACAAGGUUGGGAAAUCCAGAGGUACGAAAGGCUGUUGAACAAAUUAUUCAAGAGUAUCUUACUGAAUACUUGGAGUUGCAUCCUGGGGUACUUGAUUCAAUUCUCUCCAAGUCUCUUAAUGCCUUGAAGGCAGCCCUUGCAGCCAAGAGGGCCAGGGAGUUGGUAAGACAAAAAAGUGUCUUAAAGUCAUCAUCUCUUCCAGGGAAGCUUGCUGAUUGUUCUUCAACAGAUCCAGAGGAAUCUGGUAUGUAUGGUUAGAUGUCAUUCCCUCAGUCCCUAUUUCAGUUCCUGGUUUGACCGGGGACACAGCUUAAUAAAAAUGUUAAGAAGUGAAGUGUGUGGUUGAAAUUUGUUUAGAAGAGAGAAAUGCUGUAAGCCACAUGUUACUAUCCUUCAAAGGAGAUGUGAGAGUAUUUUGGGAUUAACAAAAAAGAAAGUGUAAAGUUUAAAUAUCGAUUGAGGGAAUACGGCGGUUUCCAUUGUGGUUUACGAUGGUUGGUGGGAACUUGUUUUAAUGACGGAGGGACUCUGCAGUUUUUAGGGAAUGCAU
Messenger RNA from Cuscuta campestris, 2210 nucleotides. The record is from the annotation of a GenBank genome assembly. Lineage: Eukaryota; Viridiplantae; Streptophyta; Magnoliopsida; Solanales; Convolvulaceae.